Molecule: messenger RNA, 490 nt
Organism: Pseudovirgaria hyperparasitica
Lineage: Eukaryota; Fungi; Ascomycota; Dothideomycetes; Acrospermales; Acrospermaceae
Product: eukaryotic translation initiation factor SUI1
Exons: 5
Coding region: 109-462 (117 amino acids)
Biological process (GO): translational initiation
Cellular component (GO): eukaryotic 43S preinitiation complex
Molecular function (GO): ribosomal small subunit binding; RNA binding; translation initiation factor activity
Source: RefSeq, a predicted model, not a curated record
CACUCUCCACUCCACUUUCUACGAUCCAAGUCACCACCAGCCGCGGCUAUCCCCCAGAAACCCUCAGUUCAACAACACCAUCAAAGGGUUACAGCAAAACUCGAGUUUAUGUCAAUCAUCGAGAAUCUCAAAGACAAGGACCCGUUCGCCGAGGCCGACGACGACUCUGGCGAGAAGGUCCACAAGUCCCAGGACUACAUUCAUAUUCGUAUCCAGCAGCGCAAUGGUCGUAAGACCCUUACUACUGUCCAAGGUUUGAACAACCAGAAAUUCAACUUCGAUCUGAUUAUCAAACACUUCAAGAAGAAGUUCGCUUGUAAUGGUACUAUCGUCCCGGAAAGCAGCACCCACAAAGAGGUGAUUCAACUUCAAGGUGACCAGCGCAAGAACGUCUAUGAGUUUCUUACCUCCAAGGACUUCUUGAACAUGGACGCCAAGACUAUCAAAGUCCACGGUUUCUAAGCAACAAAUGCUCUGAGCCCCCGAAACA